AUGCACUCCCACUCCGGGGAGUUCUGUCCGGGCCACGCAAAGGACCAGCUCGAGGACAUCCUCAAGCAUGCCGUCUCCAUCGGGUACAAGACGAUUGGGCUCACGGAGCAUAUGCCUCGUUAUGAGGAGCGGGACUUGUAUCCUGAAGAGCUCGACGACCCUGCCGCCUCCCUUGCCAUCCUCCCGCCCCGUCAUGAAGCCUACCUCGUCGAAGCCCAGCGCCUGCAAAUGGCCUACACCUCGCAGAUCCACAUCCUCAUCGGCUUCGAGGCCGAGUUCAUCCGGCCGUCGUUCGCGACGCGCGUCCGCGCCCUCGCCGAGCACCCGGCCGUCGACUACUUCAUCGGCUCCGUGCACCACGUCCACAGCAUCCCCAUCGACUUCGACGCCCGCAUGUUCGGCCUCGCGCGAGACGCCAGCGGGCCGGCCGACGCCCCCGGCACCGAGGAGCAGCUGUACGAGGACUACUACGACUUGCAGUUCCAGAUGCUGCAGCAGCUGAAGCCCCGUAUUGUCGGCCACUUUGACCUCAUUCGGCUGUUGAGUGAGGAGCCCGGGAGGGACAUUCGCCAGUGGAAGGGCGUUUGGGAGCGUGUCGUGAGGAACCUCGAGCUCGUGGCCCAGCAAGGCGGGUGGCUAGAGUGCAAUAGCUCGGCCCUACGCAAAGGCCUGGCAGAGCCGUACCCAUGUAGACUGAUUUCCGAAGAAUGGCUCAAGAUGGGAGGCAAGUUCACCUUCUCUGACGACAGCCACGGCAUCGCUCAGGUCGCCACCAACUACGCCCGCACCGUUACAUACCUCGAGAGCCUGGGUAUCCAAGAAGUGUGGACGUAUCGGCGAAAGCCGCAUCCAGGCCUCGAGGGCAACAGCAGGGCGAUGAUCGAAGAGGCCAGCGUGCCUCUCACGGCAUUCCGCGAGAGCUUCAAGCCAUAG
Ilyonectria robusta is the source of this 933-nucleotide messenger RNA. RefSeq names its product histidinol-phosphatase. Gene Ontology annotation, biological process: L-histidine biosynthetic process. The coding region runs from base 1 to 933 and encodes 310 amino acids. Lineage: Eukaryota; Fungi; Ascomycota; Sordariomycetes; Hypocreales; Nectriaceae. Gene Ontology annotation, cellular component: cytoplasm. The record is from RefSeq and is a predicted model, not a curated record. Gene Ontology annotation, molecular function: histidinol-phosphatase activity. The transcript is spliced from 3 exons.